Messenger RNA from Neoarius graeffei (lesser salmon catfish), 2687 nucleotides. RefSeq names its product hydroxy-delta-5-steroid dehydrogenase, 3 beta- and steroid delta-isomerase (gene hsd3b7). The transcript is spliced from 8 exons. Gene Ontology annotation, biological process: steroid biosynthetic process. The coding region runs from base 291 to 1409 and encodes 372 amino acids. NCBI's taxonomy places the organism in Eukaryota, Metazoa, Chordata, Actinopteri, Siluriformes, Ariidae. Gene Ontology annotation, molecular function: 3-beta-hydroxy-Delta5-steroid dehydrogenase (NAD+) activity. The record is from RefSeq and is a predicted model, not a curated record.
UGUGCUGAGUGUGAACAGAAGCGAUAGAGGAAGCAGAACAUUUCUGCAGAAGCUCAGAGAAAUUGAGCAGUGCGUCGUCUGAGUGAUUCAUGAAGCUGCUGAAUGAGAGUGAUGUCCGAGAGCAGCUGAGGAGAGACGGAUGUAUUUUUAGAUCACUGGCUUCAGUUUAAAGCCACAAUCUGCAGCUCAGAGCUUCGAGGCAGCUCAAGAACCAGCUUAACGGCACGAGCUCAAAGGAACAGCGAAGCCUCCUCGCGCUCUGAGAGAACCUCCUCACCUCCAGCGGCUCCAUGCAAGAAGACGACAUGAGCAGUGAGAAGCUCGGGCUGGUUUACCUUCUGACAGGAGGCUGUGGAUUCCUGGGGCAGCACCUGCUGAAAGUUCUGCUGGAGAAAGAGGAGAAGGUGAAGGAGAUCCGGCUCUUCGAUAAGCACAUCGACUCCAGCCUGGAGGACAGGAGCACAGGGCAGGUGAAGGUGUCGGUCACUCAGGGUGAUAUUACGGAUUACCGCAGUGUUUUGGAGGCGUGUCGUGGCGCUGAUCUGGUCGUUCACUCGGCCAGUCUGGUGGAUGUGUGGUACCGAUUUCCGGAGGAAACCAUCCACGCCGUCAACGUCAGAGGAACAGAGAACGUGAUUAAGGCGUGUCAGGAGCUCGGGGUCCAGCACCUGGUCUACACCAGCAGCAUGGAGGUGGUAGGACCCAACGUCAAGGGAGAUGCCUUCAUCAGGGGAGAUGAGGACACGCCUUACAACGUGUGUCACAACAUGCCAUAUCCCAGGAGUAAAGCUGAGGCAGAGAAACUGGUGCUGGAAGCCAACGGUACCAAGGUUGCGGGCGGGGCGUGUCUGUACACGUGCGCUCUGCGUCCCACAGGGAUUUACGGUGAAAACCACCAGCUGAUGAAGGAGUUCUACAUGAUGGGAGUUCGCACAGGCGGCUGGCUUAUUAAAGGCGUUCCACAGAACACCGAGCACGGACGAGUUUACGCAGGAAACGUGGCGUGGAUGCACAUGUUGGCAGCCCGGGCUUUACGUGAGCAUCCUGAGCGACUGGGUGGGGAGGUGUACUUCUGCUACGACGACUCUCCUUACAAGAGCUACGAGGAAUUCAACAUGCAGUUCCUGUCUGCGUUUAACUUCCGCUCCCUGCGCAUGCCGCUCUGUGUGCUCUGGCUGCUGGCGUGCAUUAACGAGCUGCUGCGCUGGCUGCUGAGGCCCGUGUGCAACUUCACGCCGCUGCUGAACCGCUACACGCUGGCCAUCGCCUGCACCUCCUUCACCGUGCGCUCGGACAAGGCGCUGCGCCACUUCGAGUACCGCCCACUGUACGACUGGCAGCAGUGCCAAACUCGCACACAGCGGUGGGUGGACACGUUCCCUCUGGACACCGGCGGCAAGGACAUGUGAGGACGGGGCGUAUCAGGAGACACGAGGACAGGUGGAGACAGAGUCAUCACCUGACAUAAUCAAGAUCAUCAUCAUCAUCAUUCUAUAUACACACACACACACACACACACAGAGUGGACACACAUACCAGGGAUGAAUCAAACGGGAAGGGAGUCGUGUCUUAGUGUUUUAGUCUCUUACUGUCUUAGUCUCUUAGUGUCUCAGUGUGUUCAUGUUUGUCUCUUAGUGUCUUAGUCUUUUUGUCUCUUAGUGUCUGCGUGUUAGUGUUUGUCUCUUAGUGUCUUAGCCUUUUAGUCUCUUAGUCGCUUGGUGUUUUAGUGUCUUAGUCUCUUUGUCUCUUCAUAUCUUAGUCCCUGUGUCUUCAUGUCUUAGUUUCUUAGUCUUUUUUAGUGUCUUAGUGUCAUAGUCUUUGUCUCUUAGUGUCUGAGUCUCUUUGUGUCUUAUUCUUUUAGUCUCUUCAUGUCUAAGUGUUUCCAUGUCUCUGUGUCUCCAUGUCUUAUUGUCUUAGUCUUUUAGUCUCUUAGUGUCUCUGUGUCUUAGUGUCUUCGACUUGUUUCCUGUUUAUAAUAUUUAUGAUAUAAUUAUUGACCUGAUUCCAAAGGAUUUGUAAUCAUUGUGUGGACACACCCAUUUUUAAUCAUCACGAAAGUAAACAGUGCUAAGGAUGAAGAGCUUCAUAACAGAUAUCAACUAACACUGAGCUUUUUAUUUAAUCCUAAUGUCCACAGUCUCUCCGUUAACAUUAUAGUGUUUCUUAACUCAGGACCUGCAAGGCCACAUAACGUCAGGAAGAGGACAGAGAGUGAAAGUUGUGGACUUGUGAACGGACUUGUUUUUGAUCAGUUUGUCUGUAACAGACGUGUUCCCUGCAGUAUGUUUUGCCACAGCGCUGUUGAGUUCUGGAUUCUGAUUGGCCAGAAGGUUCUGAUCGUGUUCUCUAACAGUAAACUGCAUCAGGUUUAAUUCUGUACUUAAUUAUAAGCAUCAUUUCACUCUUACUAACGUUGUUCUAUUCAUGUGUUAGUGUUAAUCUGUGUCUUUAUAACAGAUGUGAAACUCUACCGGAUCUGCAUCAGAGACAAGAUUUACACUUUUCACAUGUGAAGGACAAAACCUCUUCCUACCUCUUUCUCUCCGUCUGUAUGAUUCAGUCACUUUAUUUCCAGGAAUUUCAAAGUCAAGUUUUGUCAGCUGUUUGACGUGGCAAAAAAAAAAUAAGCUCAAAAUUGCUUGUCAUUUUUUGAAAUAUUUAUUAUAACUCUCUUAUCUAUAAUUAAA